AUGUCAACCUUCAACUGUGGUCACACGCUUCCAAAAUCCCGCGUCGGCGCGAAACUUUCUCAGAUUCCUGGCAAGCGCUGCCCAGAAUGUCAAACCAGGGCUGUCAAUGGCGUUCUUGGAUUGCUGACAAACAUGCAGAAGCCCGAAAACGUACGCGAUCCCGAUGUAGACGAAUAUCUCCUGACGUACAUCUUUGAUCGGUUUGUGUCCCAGCGAAAGUCUACUGCGGCGGGCUUCAGGCAAAGAUUCAAGGAGGUUCUUGGUGCUUGGAGUCAGGCGACUUAUUGUCUCCUGGACCGAAAGCGGAUUUCGAAUUGCCUAGAUACCGCAAGAAGCCGAUGGGGCAGCGACGUUGCAACCCAAGCACUACGAGCUCUAGGAGCAACAGCACUCAAGAUGUGUGGCAUCUACUCUCCUAUUGAACCAGUUGCAGUAGACUUCGUAAUUCCUCUUAACGGGAUGAUUGACCUGUUAAGGACACGAGCUACCACCGUAGAGUCUUUCGAUCAACUAGAAGUUAUCUUUGAUAACGCCGCGACUCUCCGGGAGGCUGCUGACGAUGUUAUUCGUGCAUUCGCACGAAUUAAUGACGAUUUCGAUAGGUGGAAUACCACGGUUAAGAGGUAA
This is a messenger RNA of Hypoxylon trugodes, 627 nucleotides long. RefSeq lists its product as uncharacterized. The record is from RefSeq and is a predicted model, not a curated record. Lineage: Eukaryota; Fungi; Ascomycota; Sordariomycetes; Xylariales; Hypoxylaceae. The transcript has a single exon. The coding region runs from base 1 to 627 and encodes 208 amino acids.